Fusarium coffeatum is the source of this 1392-nucleotide messenger RNA. RefSeq lists its product as uncharacterized. Gene Ontology annotation, biological process: amino acid transmembrane transport. Lineage: Eukaryota; Fungi; Ascomycota; Sordariomycetes; Hypocreales; Nectriaceae. The record is from RefSeq and is a predicted model, not a curated record. Bases 1 to 1392 code for a protein of 463 amino acids. The transcript is spliced from 3 exons. Gene Ontology annotation, molecular function: amino acid transmembrane transporter activity. Gene Ontology annotation, cellular component: vacuolar membrane.
AUGAGCCACUACGACUCGGAGAACCAGGCCCCUGAGCCUACCAAGCACCAUGGCGAGGAAGCCGGUGUUACCAACGAUGCUGUCUUUGGUACCAUCACAGAAGACGGUCCCAACUACCGUAACGUUGGCUGGCUCGGAACAUCAGUCCUCAUGAUGAAGUCCCAAAUCGGUCUCGGAGUCCUAUCCAUCCCCGCCUCCUUCGACGCCCUCGGUCUCAUCCCCGGUAUCAUCUGCAUGCUUACCAUCGCCGUCAUCACCACCUGGUCCGACUACAUCGUUGGCAACUUCAAGCGCCGUCACCCUGAAGUCUACGGUAUCGACGACGCCGCUGGUCUUGUCUUUGGACGCUUCGGAAAGGAGUUCUACGGUAUCUCUUACAUGCUUCUCACCAUCUGUAUCGCCGGCUCUGCUAUGCUUGGUCUCUCAAUUGCUCUCAACUCUCUGUCUGAGCAUGGAACUUGCACUGCUGUCUUCGUCGCUGUUGCCAUGGUUGUUGCUUUCCUUACCGCUUCCAUCCGAACUCUGGACCGUGUUUCUUGGCUUGCUUGGGUCGGUCUCGUUACUUUGAUCGUCUCCAUCUUCAUCGUCACCGUCGCUGUCGGUAUUCAGGACCGCCCUGACCUCGCUCCCCAAGAUGGUGUCUGGGUUUCCGACUACAAGCUCUUCAACACUCCUACCUUCGCCCAGGCCAUGUCUGCUAUCUCUGCUUUCAUCUUCGCCUACUGCGGUACUCCCGUCUUCUUCCCCAUCGCUGCUGAGAUGCGUGAGCCCAAGCACUACAAGAAGGCUCUUAUCCUUUGCCAGACUGUCGUCACCAUCGUCUACGUCGUUGUUGGCAUCGUUGUCUACUACUACUGCGGUACCUACGUCGCUUCUCCCGCUCUUGGAUCCGCUGGCAAGGUCAUCAAGAAGAUCAGCUACGGUAUUGCUCUUCCCGGUCUCGUUGUCUCUGCCACCCUCUACACUCACGUCCCUGCCAAGUACUUCUUCGUCCGUCUUCUCCGUGGCUCCAAGCACCUUACUUCCAACUCCUUCACCCACUGGGCCGUCUGGCUGAGCUGCACCUUCGGCAUGGCUCUCAUCGCUUAUGUCAUCGCCAGUGGUAUUCCCGUCUUCGGCGGUCUCGUCUCUCUCGUCGGUGCCCUUCUCGGAACCCUGCAGUGCAUGCAGCUCUUCGGUGCUCUCUGGCUCUACGACAACUGGACCAAGGACAAGUCUCAGCGCACUACCAAAUGGACCAUGAUGGUUGUCUGGUGUGGCUUCGUCAUGCUUCUCGGCACCUUCCUCAUGGUUGGAGGUACCUACGGAUCCGUCAAGGAAAUUGCCGACUCUUACCGUGUCAACGGUGGAUCUGCUGCCUGGUCUUGCGCCGACAACUCCAACUCUUCUUAA